AUGGAUCCUGAUGCGCCAAUACAGGAUGAAGCCGAGCCCUCAGUCUUCCGCUGGAUCUUGGGCUUUCUGAUGGUUGGCGCGUGCUGGGGCCUGACCACUCCUUUCAUGCGAAAAGCUGCCAUGAACUACACACCUCCGCACCGUCCUUCCCUCACCGAUCCCAACAACUCGUGGCUCAAGAAGAAGAUACUCGGGGUAGUCUACGCAGUAAUCGGCGUGCUUUCAAGGCCAGCGUACGCAGUACCCCUCCUGCUGAACGUUACGGGGAGUGUGUGGUUCUUCAUCCUAAUUGGGAAAGCCGAGUUAAGUCUCACGGUGCCUAUCACGAACUCACUGGCCUUCUUGUUCACGGUGCUGGGGGAGUGGUGGGCCGAGAAGAAGGUCAUAAGUCGAGAUACCUGGAUAGGCAUGGCAUUUGUGCUUACUGGCAUUGGGCUAUGUGUACAGAGCAAAACGUAG
Messenger RNA from Cucurbitaria berberidis CBS 394.84, 459 nucleotides. RefSeq lists its product as uncharacterized. The record is from RefSeq and is a predicted model, not a curated record. Bases 1 to 459 code for a protein of 152 amino acids. The transcript is spliced from 3 exons. NCBI's taxonomy places the organism in Eukaryota, Fungi, Ascomycota, Dothideomycetes, Pleosporales, Cucurbitariaceae.